AUGUUAAGAAAUGUCAUAUCUAAACAAGCCUAUUUGGCAAAGCCAUAUGCUGGGAUAAGGUUGCCAAUUACAAAAGCUCAGACUGGUUUGCGUUUAAUGUCUACUGUCGAAGAACAACUUAUGGAUGAUUAUGAAAAAAAGAUAUUCGGAAUCUUGAAAGAUAAUUUCCAACCUAAGACCUUACAAGUUAAAGAUGUGUCCGGGGGAUGUGGUUCUAUGUUUGCUAUACUUGUUGAAAGUGAAAAGUUCAAAGGUAUUCCAAUGAUCAAACAACAUAGGUUAGUCAACGAAGUUUUGAAAGACGAAAUUUCGAAAUGGCAUGGGAUUCAAUUAAAGACGAAGUCUGCUUAA
Molecule: messenger RNA, 351 nt
Organism: Debaryomyces hansenii CBS767
Lineage: Eukaryota; Fungi; Ascomycota; Pichiomycetes; Serinales; Debaryomycetaceae
Exons: 1
Coding region: 1-351 (116 amino acids)
Source: RefSeq, a predicted model, not a curated record